UCAAGCAUGUGCUGUAAGUUGCGCCCUGUCUGCGUGUUUGGCAUCGUUUCAAGCUUUCUACUGUUAAUAUACGUCAAAUUGGACUUGCAACUGAUUUUUGUAGAGACGUCUCACGAACAACCGUCUUCAUAUCCAGCAACUGCGCGCCAUCAAAAAUCUCUGGUUCCUUUCUCACCAGAGCGUUGCGUUGCUGGCUUUGUCUCAAGCAUGGAGAUUUGUCGACCUUGCCCUAGAGGACAGUUUUCUUUGCCCGGUUGGAUUUCUUGUGCACCCCUUCUGACUUGCAAUGAUAUCAAUUAUGGUGUGAGGAUUGAAGGUCAUUUCAUUAGUGGCGGAGUGAAGCACGUUUAUUAUGCUGACUGGAACGGAAUACAAGUUGUUUACAACAUAGGCUAUUUGAAAGAUGAUUUCGAGCACGGAGUCACUAUGCUCAAGGCAUUAAGUCCGCAUCCCAGGAUUAUUCAUCCCAUUGGAAAAUGUAGGAACGUUCUUCUGACUUUGCGGUAUAAUCUCGGCUCUGCCGAGUGGGUGAAUGACGUGCUGGCUAGAAAGGAAUACGUAAAAUUUGACAACUGUGUUACUCGAUUUCGGAUGGCAUUGGAUUAUGUAACAAUUAUAGCUUAUCUUCAUGACAGUCCCAUUGGUGUGCGGGUUAUGUGUGACAGUGCUGACUUGGAGAAGACUCUGUCUCAAUAUUUAAUCACCGACGAUCUGAGACUUGUAUUAAAUGAUGUCGACGCUUUGCCAGAAGUCAAUCACACAGAAAAGAAGUUGAUAAAGUGUGGCCAUCGAGAGUUGUACGGUGAUUUUGUGGCACCAGAGCAGAAAUGGCCGUUUGCAGACAGUCCGUUCAACGACGACAGGAUGCCUCCUUAUGACGAAAAAGUGGACAUUUGGAGAGUUCCUGCUGUCGUGGAAUUUUUGCUGGGAAAUACAGUUAAUUCCUGUUCCGCACUAACUCGGCUGGAAACUAUUCACACAAAAUGUAGGAAUAUUGAUUCCAAACUUAGGCCAUCUGCUAAAGAAGUCUUAUCUUUGUAUCAAACGACGUGGGACAUUCUAGCAUCGGAUUUCCAGUAUGAGUAGAGGUCAGUGUUUGAGGCGUCGUGGAAUCAAGUGUAGUCAGUCUUUGUUUAUUACCUCUGCACGAAACGUUUCUGAGCUGCUAAUGGAAUCAGUGGUCACUCAGAUUGUUCUUGAAGUGGUCAAGAAGGUGCUUGCAAUGGUCAACUAAACUUCUAGCCAGCUGUAGUUUUUACCCUCUGUCAGCACUACGAUUUUGUGUCGCUACUACCUUCUCUAUGAUGCAUGAUUAUGCACCAGAACAAUGCACAGUGACAGAUGAAAGUUGAGACACGGAAUGAAGUAUAAAACAGUGGAAAGGUGGAAGGCAAGACAGUUGGCCUCCACAGUGUCUCAAUCAUUUACUGCCACUGUCAAUGAACUGUUACAUUUGCUGCAACUACACAUGUUUAUCUGACUACAACCAAUCUCACACACAUGAAUGGUGUA
Messenger RNA from Corticium candelabrum, 1512 nucleotides. Its product is annotated as protein O-mannose kinase-like. Gene Ontology annotation, cellular component: endoplasmic reticulum membrane. The record is from RefSeq and is a predicted model, not a curated record. The transcript has 4 exons. Bases 7 to 1086 code for a protein of 359 amino acids. Gene Ontology annotation, biological process: protein O-linked glycosylation; carbohydrate phosphorylation. Gene Ontology annotation, molecular function: carbohydrate kinase activity; phosphotransferase activity, alcohol group as acceptor. Lineage: Eukaryota; Metazoa; Porifera; Homoscleromorpha; Homosclerophorida; Plakinidae.